Messenger RNA from Bursaphelenchus xylophilus (pine wood nematode), 252 nucleotides. Lineage: Eukaryota; Metazoa; Nematoda; Chromadorea; Rhabditida; Aphelenchoididae. The record is from the annotation of a GenBank genome assembly.
AUGGACCGAAUCAAGAAGCACUCGGCCCCCCGUGUCUUUUGCCCUCAGGCACCGACCUUUUUCGAUGUCACGUUCAACAUGGCCAUCUUCUGGGGCGCGGAUUCUCCUGGAGUGACCAAAGUGGUGUGGAUUGUUCGUGCGGUGACGUCACCAAAUGAAGGGCGUUGGGUGGAGAGUGAAGAGUGCGGAGGGUAUUCUGGAAGCGGCGAAAAUAACACGGAAAUGACGCAAAAUACGGAAGUUAAGGGAUGA